AUGGACCGGACCAAACCAUCCAUUCCCCGACCAUUCGAAAAUCAGCAGAGGCAGAGGCCCUCGAGCUACUUGGCGUCAAACAACGUUUGCUCGCAGGCUGAGACACAGAACAAUGGGCCAGUGAGGGAGUUCAAUACGACGCACAACCCGGGGAAUCAUGGUGCCAAUUCGCCGUUCGGAAAUACUGGAACAAUCAACUACACGCAAUUUAAUGGCCCUGUCAACUUCUUUGUCGAGUGGAAAGGAAACAAUAUUCCCACAGAGGCGGCCUCUCCGACUCCGCAGUGCCAUCAAGGCGGUACUUCAGCGGACGUGUCUUCGACCGACAGAUCAAAUUUAACUGAGCCAGCCACCCCGCCGUUGCUCCGGCUACCUCGGCACGCAUUCUUCAUCCUCUUGAUACCUUUCCUGGGAUUUGCUAUCACUCAUUGGUGGUCCUCUGUUGGUGCGCGCCGUGCGACGACUUCGCUGACUUCGCCGACCUCGCCGACCAGAACUUUCUGUCCCAAUUAA
Messenger RNA from Colletotrichum orchidophilum, 513 nucleotides. RefSeq lists its product as uncharacterized. The record is from RefSeq and is a predicted model, not a curated record. The transcript is spliced from 2 exons. The coding region runs from base 1 to 513 and encodes 170 amino acids. Lineage: Eukaryota; Fungi; Ascomycota; Sordariomycetes; Glomerellales; Glomerellaceae.